UAACCCAAACCCAGAACCAUCUCCAUUUUAUUUUCUAUGAUGAGAAUCGAAAUCCUCGAAUUGGCAGACCGUUUCGUGUAGGAUUUUAUUCCGGGUUGGAAACGACCGAUUUAAAAGUGGCGCCCAGGCUUUCCUAGCUCCCAGAGUGGAUUUCCGACUUGGGUCAGCAGUGGCGGCAAAGUGAACUGUGUGGGCCGAGCGAGGGCGGGAUCUGGUGAAAGGGAUCAAGAACCAAUUAGAGGAAACUUACACAACAAUGGGUAGUGCCAAUAGGAUGAUGAAGGGCUCCUGGGCAGGUGCCUAACCAGUGAAUUAGGGAGCUGCAUCCUAGGAAGGGCGUUGUGAAAGCGAAAGUUACAUCUCAGUACUUGCGCUGCCACUGCCCUUGCAAUUCAGGAUCCUGUCAGUGUACCUAGGACAGUCGGGUCUUUUCAGUAUGCAUGCUGUAUUAAGGAGGUUUAAAGUGAUUCGGAAAGUUAUCUCCUCUUUUCCUUCCUUUUCAGAUAUUACAGUGUUGUCCAUUUCUCCUCAGUAAUUUGGAUUGUACUCCUUUGAUUCUUUUUGAUGAGGAAAAAACCAGAGAGUGGAGGAGGAGUAAAUCCCAAUGAGGAUGAAAAUGUGUCAAGAAAGGAAAUAUCAGAAGAAUUUGAAAUGGAUACUGUGGAUUCUUUGAUAGACAUGCCAUUUGCUACAGUAGAUAUUAAAGAUGCUUGUGAAAUCACUGAUGUACCUAAACUAAAAUUAAAGAUAAAUAAAGAAAAUGAGUGUAUCAAGAGUAAUCAAAUAAAGAAGAGGAAAAGAAAAGGGGAAGAUUAUCAACCCAACUACUUCCUAUCCAUUCCGAUUACCAACAAAGAGAUUACAAAAGGAAUUAAGAUUCUACAGAAUGAGAUAAUACAACAAGAUGAGCGGUUGGCCAAAGCUAUGGUCAGUGAUGGUUCCCUUCAUAUUACACUGUUAGUGAUGCAAUUAUUAAAUGAAGAUGAAGUAAAUAUUGGUAUUGAUGCGCUGUUGGAAUUAAAGCCGGUCAUAGAAGAAAUCCUCCAAGGAAAGCAUCUGCCUCUGGCCUUUCAAGGGAUCGGUACUUUUGAUAACCAGGUUGGAUUUGUGAAGCUGGUGGAAGGAGAUGACAUACACCGACUUUUCAAGAUAGCAGAGACUGCAAAAAGAACAUUUCAUGAAAAAGGUGUCAAGGUAGGAGAUGACCGAAGUUUUAAGCCUCACUUGACCUUUAUGAAGUUGUCAAAGUCACCAUGGCUGCGUAAGAAUGGUGUGAAAAAAAUAGAUCCUGAAUUAUAUGAAAAAUUUCUCAGCCACAAAUUUGGAGAAGAAAUGUUACAUCGUGUAGAUCUUUGCUCCAUGCAGAAGAAGAAACAAAGUAAUGGUUACUAUCAUUGCGAGUCUUCAAUUAUGGUUGGCAAGAAACCUAUUGGAAUCCAAGACUUAAUUAAUGAAGCUUUGCAUCAAGAAAGAAUGAGACUGAAGUCCAAAGUGAAACAGAUAAAGGAACUUUUAUUAAAGCCUGAGACUCAGGCUAAUAUUAGGAGGGAGCUUUUUGGAGAAAGGCUUAUUAACAAUAUUUCAGGAAAUGAUGUUGAUUUCAGUAAGCCUUUGACGUGAGCACUGUCUGGUGGAAUAGUUUAUGGUAUAUUUUCAGAUUGUUAAAUAGCUCUUUGGUAAACACCAAAGAAGUAUUGUGAGAGUGUUUGCAUGACAGCAAACCAACAUUUGGUAAGGAAUGAACAAUUUCUUACCAGAGGAUAGUGACUUUUUGCACCCCCUCACCCCCACCAUUAGCUAAACUUGCGUGUUAAAAUGUUUGUUUCUGUCAUGUUGAGUUAUUUCGUAGAAAUCACUUCUUAAUUCGCUGUUGUGGGAUGUUCCUUGGGUCCUUGGAGAUAAAAACACUGAAAAAUCAUCUGCAGACAAGCAACAACAACAAUAAAACCCAAAGCCAACAAUAGUAUUUUAAGGGUCGCCUGCCCCCCCCCAACCUGAUUGCUAUUGUAAAUCAAGUAAGCAUUCUCUACAUGUUUCUAUAUCUAUUGUAACUUUUAAGUAGAAUUUGAAUGUUUAUUGAACAUUAGUACUUGAAAGAGGAUUUAUAAAUAUAUUAACUGCCAUCACUGAUUAGGAAUGUAUGGUAAUAUCCAUAUAUAUUGUUUUUCACUGAUCAAAAUGGAGUUCAUGUUUUCAUUUUUAACUGUUGCAUAUUUGGGGUUUUGAUUUUCUAGUUAUUUGCAGUUGAGGUCCAGGCCUUACCAUGUUCCCUGUAAUUUGAUUUGGUUUGCACUGAUUGAUUUUUAAAGAGCAUCCUUGAACAACUUUCUCUAUCAUUGGUAACAGCAUUUUUGAGUCAUUGUGAAAUUGCUGCUACUAACAGAUCAUGAGGGUAGGGGAAAUGACUGGACAUCAACUAUAUAAUCAUGUCAAAUAUAAAAUCUACUCAUGGAUUUUUAGCUACUUUUUCACUGGGUAUAUUAUACCACAUUUAUUUAUAAAUGAGUUUAUGCAUUUUCAUGUCUCUUAAUAAAUGGAUUGUUUUCCUG
Messenger RNA from Ochotona curzoniae (black-lipped pika), 2549 nucleotides. RefSeq names its product A-kinase anchoring protein 7 (gene AKAP7). Bases 565 to 1620 code for a protein of 351 amino acids. The record is from RefSeq and is a predicted model, not a curated record. Gene Ontology annotation, molecular function: protein kinase A regulatory subunit binding. The transcript has 8 exons. NCBI's taxonomy places the organism in Eukaryota, Metazoa, Chordata, Mammalia, Lagomorpha, Ochotonidae. Gene Ontology annotation, cellular component: cytosol.